Vespa mandarinia (Asian giant hornet) is the source of this 3274-nucleotide messenger RNA. RefSeq names its product Integrator complex subunit 7 (gene INTS7). Gene Ontology annotation, biological process: snRNA 3'-end processing. Lineage: Eukaryota; Metazoa; Arthropoda; Insecta; Hymenoptera; Vespidae. Gene Ontology annotation, cellular component: integrator complex. The record is from RefSeq and is a predicted model, not a curated record.
UUUUCCAUUUUUUAUAAAUAAUUUUCAUUUUAAACGAAAAAAUUUUAUCUCGAACUUCGAUCCCUUUUAUUAUAACGUAUUUCUCGCUCAUAAAUAAAAAAAAUCUACGUGUUAGUCCUUUUUGUAUAUGAUUGUGUAUGCGCGAGUGUAUGAGUGAAAAUUAUUAUAAGAAAUUUCAAUGAUUAGCUCUUUGCUAAUUAAAUUUUAUCAAUCUUCUUAAUUAAAAUUUAAAUCAUAAUAGUAUAUCUAGUGUUAAAGGAAAAGCUUUCUUUCAAAACAUCAAUUACUUUAAGAAUAUAUGACAAAUAAAAAUUUGAUAUAAAAUAAUGAAUAUGAUAGGAAUGAGAAUGAACGCAUUUAAUGAUACUGGACUCGGAGAACCCGAACAAGAUGCAAAUAGUGCACUUAUUGAAUUAGACAAAGGUUUACGAUCUAACAAAAUAGGUGAACAAUGCGAAGCAAUAGUUCGUUUUCCUCGAUUAUUUGAAAAAUAUCCAUUCCCGAUAUUGAUAAAUUCAUCUUUGCUCAAACUAGCAGAAGUAUUUCGCAUGGGUAGUAAUUUUUUAAGAGUAUGGGUACUUAGAGUAUGUCAACAAAGUGAAAAACAUUUGGAUAAAAUAUUAAACGUGGAUGAAUUUGUCAGACGUAUCUACAGUGUAAUUCAUUCGAAUGAUCCUGUUGCUAGAGCUCUAACCUUACGUACCUUAGGUAGUGUUGCAGGUAUAAUACCUGAAAGGCAACAGGUUCAUCAUAGUAUAAGGAGAUCUUUGGAUUCACAUGAUUCGGUCGAAGUAGAAGCUGCUAUAUAUGCCGCUCAAAUGUUUGCAGCACAAUCAAAAUUAUUUGCUGUAUCUAUGUGUAGUAAAAUCUCUGAUAUGAUAAGAGGUCAAGCAACGCCAGCCUCUAUGAAAUUACAACUUAUACCUAUUCUGCAAUAUAUGCACCAUGACACAUUUACUGCAUCAAUGGUAAAUGAAUUGUGUAUGGAACUUCUUGCUAGUUAUCCAGCGAUUGAAUUUGUAAGAGUAACAUUGAGCGCAUUAAGCACAUUAGCUUCUGCCACGUUAAUAGAUAUUCCAGAACAAGUUGUAUUGCUCUUACGAUAUCUUCAAGACGAUCCUCGGUUAUCUAUUAAACGUCAUGCUUUACAUUUACUCCAUACACUUGCAAGACGUGGCGCACAUUUGUGGCCACAAGGUGCUCUCAAUAAUUUGAUUGAAAGUACUACAAAAUUAUUACAAGAUGGUACUGGAAAUACAGAUCUAUUGAUUCGCACGUUAGAUGUAAUAGAGGUACUGAGUCAAAGCGCUAUUACUUGCGACGCUAAUAUGGACGAAGGGAGUCCUCUUUUAUCUCUUUGUGUAAAUGCUUGUUAUUCUCCAGAUCCUUUUGUUGCUGUCAAAGCUGUAACAAUACUCGCAAGAGUUGUAUGUUAUUGCUACGAAGAGGGAUUACCUACGUAUGCCACCCAGGAUCUUGUAUCUUGUUUGGAAUCAUUGAUUAUAUUAUUAGCUUUAGAUGACAAGCAUUUGCAUCAACUAAAAGCUUGUUUACGUUCAACGGUAAAAUUAUGCCAUGCACAGUCGAAUCAUUGUUCCGUUUUUGUCGAUGCUAUUGGAUCUACACUUAUUAGCACUAGUGCGGAAAAUGGGCAAAGUGAAAAACAAGCUGUUGCAUUAUGCGAAGCUUUGGGAGCAAUUGGAAGUUUAGGAGAAAAUAUAUUACUCCCACUUUUACCAGAUGUAUUAAUAAAACUAAAACAAACUUCGCACAUGCAUACUAAGGUAAUGUUAUGCACAUUACUUUUCCAAAUGAUAGCAGGUGGAUACGAGUGGAAUACCGAGUGUUCGAAAGCUAUAGAAGAAACGACAAAAAGUGUGGAUGGUUGGGCUAAAUAUCGAAUUGCAAGAGGUGCUGCUAGAUACGGUCAUCACGCAGUUGCAACGCAAAUAUUUAAGAGUUUAAAGGAAGCCGUUGCAUCCGAACAACUUCACUUUUGGUUAUCAGGAUUGGAAUUGGUUACCAAAGCAGAAAGCUUUCUCAUGGACAACGUCGACGCAAUUGAUACUUCGAAAAAAGUGGAUAUAGUUGAAAAAUUAAACGCGGCAAUUGCACACUAUGCAAGUGCUUGCGCAUCAUUAAAAGCUGCUAGUACACCAUUACGUAGUCUACAAUUUGCCAGUGAAUAUGCAAAAUUACGUUGCGAAUUUUUACAAGCUGUGGUACAACUUUUACAUUCCUGCAGAUCGUUAUGUACUGCCCCACCACCUGCUAUCGCGUGCACCGUAGUUCUUGCGACAAAAGAUGAUCUUCAGCGAUACGGACGUGUAACGCAACAGCUAAGAAAAUCCGUUCAAGAAUUAAAAAUGUGCGCUGAAAAUUAUCAGAAAUUAUAUCAAUCUGCUUUCGAUGCAGAUCCUGGUUCCUUGGCGAAUAUAAGAGCUUUACAAGAAAUGUGCUGUUUAAUGGGAAACAGCGUGGAACGAGUUUGCGGAGGUUCUACUAUAUGUAUGUAUCAACAGAACGAAGUAAAUUUUGAUUUUGGAGGAACGGUAGAAAUGCGUCAGUUAGCUCGUUAUUGUACGGAAUUACGUCGUCUUGCACCACCAUGGGUUGGUGAAGGGAAGGCAAGUGGUAUCAGUCACGUAAGAAUCGGAUGUAUAAUUUCACAAGUUAUGUUAUUUGGUGCUGGAAACAUGAGGCUACCCAUUCCACGUUACUUUUUCCAAGCUUUGCAAGCUACGAGCGUUAAACUCUCGGUAUCACCGCAACCUCGAGUACUCGGUGAACCAGUUUCUGUACCUCAGGGCAGUCAAUUAGCAUUAAAGGUCGAAGGUGUAUUGAGGCACGGUCGACGUGCAUCAUUGUAUCGUUCGGUAUCAGCUGUGUGCAUAUCUAUAUCUACUACACCCCCCUCCAAGAUCAAUUCGGAUCAAAAGGAUACAAACAUGAACGAGUUGCAUCAAACGGUAACACCCCAUCGGGAUUUCUUCGCUUGCGAAUUUUUACUUUCCCUUGGAAGUGUUGCAACCUCGACUGCGGGAUGUGCGAGUACAUCGACUAAUUCCGGCAAUUCGGCGUCCGGUGGUGGUGGUCAAUAUCAAGUAACUGCAAGUGCAAGUAUACUCGACAAAGAUGGUAACGUUUGGAAAUGCGGACCACGUUCUACCCUUCAAGUGCGAGUACACGAAGAACCUAUGAAGAGAAAAUUACCUUAAUGAUAUUUUUAAUCAUUAUGAAUUACAAAGUAAAUUAUAUAAUAUUUACAAUUUUA